This is a messenger RNA of Suncus etruscus (white-toothed pygmy shrew), 1570 nucleotides long. It is a transcript of the gene BRMS1, whose product is annotated as BRMS1 transcriptional repressor and anoikis regulator. Gene Ontology annotation, biological process: negative regulation of transcription by RNA polymerase II. The transcript has 11 exons. NCBI's taxonomy places the organism in Eukaryota, Metazoa, Chordata, Mammalia, Eulipotyphla, Soricidae. Gene Ontology annotation, molecular function: histone deacetylase binding. Gene Ontology annotation, cellular component: Sin3-type complex. The coding region runs from base 417 to 1274 and encodes 285 amino acids. The record is from RefSeq and is a predicted model, not a curated record.
CACGGCCAACCAAUCGGGAGCAGCCCCGCGGGCGCUUCUUGAUGACGUACGCGGAAGCGCGCAAAGCCCCGCCCAUCCCCGGAGAAGCGGCACCGGCGCAGGGCUUCCGGGAGUUCGGCGACGGGGUCCAGGAGUGGCUUGCUCGGGCAUCGCUCCGGGGUGCUCGGACGUGAGGCCGGAGGAGGCCACGCUCUCCGCGGAACUUGAAAGCUCCUCCCCAGAUCCCAGCGUGUCUGGCCGCCCCCUUCCUGCGCACCUCGGCUGCCAUGACACACCCCCACCUGGUUCUCCCUGAAGCUUAAGCAAGUCCCUGGAGCAAGGAUGGAUGCACCCCAAGUCGCUCAUCCAGAAGGCGGAUCAGACCGGAGCAGGCGAGUAUGGGCCUGAGCUGCAGUCACCAAGAUUGAAUCUUUGCCAUGAGCUUGAUGGCAGAGGUGCCCAGUCAGAUGGAAGCAAGCACGCACCCGGCUGCGGAGACUGAUGGUGACUCGGGGACCAGGCCCCAGUUCAGCGGCCACGGGUCCCCGGUGCCUGCCCAGCCCCUCAGCAAAGACCCGGAGGAGAUGGAGGCCGAGGGCGACUCACCCCCCGAGAUGCACUUGAACGGGGAGGAGGAAGAGAGCGAGGACGGGCGCAGCGGCAGCCAGACAGAGUCCGAGUCGGAGAGCUCCGAAAUGGACGAGGAGGACUAUGAGCGCCGCCGCAGCGAGUGCGUCCACGAGAUGCUGGACCUGGAGAAGCAGUUCUCGGAGCUCAAGGAGAAGCUGUUCCGAGAGCGGCUGAGUCAGCUGCGGCUGCGGCUGGAAGAGGUGGGGGCCGAGAGAGCGCCCGAGUACACGGAGCCCCUCGGGGGGCUGCAGCGGAGCCUCAAGAUUCGCAUCCAGGUGGCAGGCAUCUACAAAGGCUUCUGCCUGGACGUGAUCCGGAACAAGUACGAAUGUGAGCUGCAAGGCGCCAGGCAGCAUCUGGAGAGCGAGAAGCUGCUGCUGUACCAUGCGCUGCAGGGGGAGCUGCAAGAGCGGAUCCAGAGGCUGGAGGAGGAUCACCAAGGCCUGGACCUGGGCUCGGAGUGGUGGGACGACAGACUGAACGCCAGAGGUACUGCUCAGUCCUGGGACUCUCUGCCGCCCAGCAAGAGGAAGAAGGCCCCGCUGGUGUCUGGCCCCUACAUCGUGUACAUGCUGCAGGAGAUUGACAUCCUGGAGGACUGGGCGGCCAUCAAGAAGGCCAGAGCAGCUGCGUCUCCUCAGAAGAGGAAACCAGAUGGGCCUUGACCACACACGUCUGGAUGCAGAAAGGCGGCUGAGGCGCCCGGCAGCCCCCCAACUCCAACUCCUCUGCCACUUUGGGCCAGACAGUGGUGACUGAAGUGACCCCGGAUGAACUGCCCCGCCAGGAGGUUAAGGGCUCUUUGAUGCACCCCCCUUACCAAGCCCCAUGUGGGCCCCACUGUGUAUAAGCAGCCAGGAAUUGGGGAGCCUGGCUCUCGGUGGUGACACCAGGCACCUCUUGUCUUUCUUGGGACGGCCUCCCGAGUUGCAGGCCUGGAAUAAACAAACUCCUGGUAUUC